AUGAUCCAUAUUAUUUUUGUUUGGAUUACGAAAGUCGCACCUCAUUUCGUGUCUUAUUAUCCACUGGAAGGAAGUAUUUCGUCUCCGGAAAAGUCGGCAUUGAAUUUUUCGUGCCAUGCAUUCGCAAUUCCACCUGUAAACAUUAGUUGGAUAUUCAAGAAUAAGUUCAAACAAUCGAAAAAUGUUCACAACAGUGACGAUUUGUAUUUAACAUCGAUUCAACCCUCCGAUAGUGGUUUAUACGAAUGCAUCGCUUCAAAUAUGUACCACGCAUCGAUCAGUCGUGCCUUCUAUGUUACUGUUCAGUAUGCCCCUCAUGUAUUAAUAUUGAAUGAGAAAAUAAGAAUUUUACCGCAUGAAACAGUGAUAGUUCAAUGUCGAGUAUGUUCGAUACCUCAAGUGCACGAUGUCUAUUGGCGAAGAGAUGAUCAAGCGAUUGUCGAUAUUAAUAUCGAUGUCAAAAGUCGAACUAUUGAUGAUCAAUGUUCCGAAUCGCUGAUGACUAUUAUGGAUAUAAAUGAGCAUCAAUUUGGACAGUACGAAUGCCAUGCUGAAAAUCUCUUAGGAUCGAAAUCUGCUCAUGUUGACAUUCAACAGAUGCCACGAGUUCGACGAGUGAAACAGAAAGUUUCUUCAGAUGAGAUCAAUCGAAAUGGCCGUACAGCAUUAUUAACGAACAAAUCAGCGAAAAGGCAGAAAAACCAAACGAGUACAAUAGGAUCCAACGGCAUUCUCCUAUCGCACUCAGAAAAACAGCGAUUUACUUGCCCAUGCUGGUGGUUAUUGAGUUUAUUCGUCUAUUGGAUUCAAUCAGUAUAA
This is a messenger RNA of Adineta ricciae, 819 nucleotides long. Lineage: Eukaryota; Metazoa; Rotifera; Eurotatoria; Adinetida; Adinetidae. The record is from the annotation of a GenBank genome assembly.